UCGUGCAGGUUUUUUAUUUUUAUUUUUAUUAUUAUUAUUUUAUCUUUUUUUGGGAGGGGGGACGGGGGGGGUAUGACAGGAAGAUGGGGAUAUGGCGAGGAGAGGGGAUAUGGAGAAGAGGAGGAUGUGGACGAGGAGGACGGCGAGGAUAGCGAGGACGAUGAGGAGUCGUCGAGAUGGGGGAGGAGAAGAGAUGGACGGAGGGAAAAGAGGAACGGCAGGAGGAGGACGAGUGGGAGGAGGAGGAGACAUGGACGGCGAGGAAGGGGAGGACACGAGGAAGGGCAGGAGACAAGGAGGCAUGGAAGACGAGGAAGUACGAGGAGGAGACGAGAAGAAUGAGGAAGGGCAGGAGGAGGACGAGUCGGAGGAGACGGAAAGGAGAAGGGAGGAGGAGACAUGGAGGAUGAGGUAGGGGAGGAGGAGCAAGGUGAGGCAGCAGUCCUGUAAUGUUUUUUUUUUCAUCCCGCUUAUAAUUUUGGCGGGGGCCCUCAAAUGCACUGUUUCGACCCCGGCCUUCUGUUUUUUUUGCUGAGGGGUGGUGACGAGUCGUUCCCCGCACACAUCGUGCGCCGCACGGGAUCGGUUGGCGCCUGCGUUGCACGUAGGGAACCGCCCACACGAUGUGCGCUUGCAAGUAUAUGCUUUAUUCUUUCUUAUGCUGCUGAUGAUUUGUGUGAAUGAUUUUCUAAUACCAACGUAUGCGAUGACAAUUGCUGUCGAAUAUUAUGUGUUAAUAUUAGCGCGCUGCUGACGCAA
Molecule: messenger RNA, 759 nt
Organism: Chara braunii
Lineage: Eukaryota; Viridiplantae; Streptophyta; Charophyceae; Charales; Characeae
Source: the annotation of a GenBank genome assembly